This is a messenger RNA of Salvia splendens (bonfire salvia), 1875 nucleotides long. Its product is annotated as sister chromatid cohesion protein DCC1-like. The transcript is spliced from 4 exons. Bases 256 to 1446 code for a protein of 396 amino acids. NCBI's taxonomy places the organism in Eukaryota, Viridiplantae, Streptophyta, Magnoliopsida, Lamiales, Lamiaceae. The record is from RefSeq and is a predicted model, not a curated record. Gene Ontology annotation, biological process: maintenance of mitotic sister chromatid cohesion; mitotic sister chromatid cohesion. Gene Ontology annotation, cellular component: chromatin; chromosome, centromeric region; Ctf18 RFC-like complex.
UGUAGCGCUCAUCUUCCCGCCAAUUCAACCCUAAUCUGAAACAGCCGAACGGAACCCCAUAAUCCACAUAGUCGCCGGACUGAGGAGCUCUGUUUUGGUAGUGUUUGCAAAUGACCAAAAUUUUCCGUGUGGUAGCUCUGGAUCAGCUAUCAUUCGUCAACCUGUUCCUUCCAGGUAGCUGUUGUGACUGAGAACGGGGUUGAAAUCUUGUCCACAAUUGGAACCUCAGUCUUGUUUAGUAAAGGCGACUGGUAUAUGGAUAAUUUACACCAGCAAACUGCAUGCUCUGCCGGCGCAGAAGCAAUUCUAAGCCUUCAACCCAGCUCUUCAAUUUCUCUCACUUAUCAUUCUCUAUUUGGCCCCCACAAUGACCUUAUGCUUCUUGAACUCGACGACAAGCUCCUCCCUGACAUCCUGCAUCAAAGAGUAACACUAAGAGGACAGCCUGAUGAGGAUGCAGUUCUUUGUACUUCGUCAAAGACAUAUGCUGUUAAAUUUGUGGGUACAUCAAAUUCCAUGCUUCUCAUACCUCCCUCAGAGGAUGUCUCCAGAUCCCGUAAUAACAAAGAUGAUGGCAGCUUGGCAGUUGCAUCUGUCCUCAAGGUUGCUCCCGGUUGCAUGGAAAUUGUUGAGGUAGCACCAAAAUUAGAUGAACUAAAAUUGCUCCUCUCUCAAAAACCUUACAGUUUUGGUGAAGCCUCAGAGAUGGACAUAUCAGAGGAGAGGGAGGAGACAGGGUUGGGUCUAUACAGGUGGGAGGAUCUAGUCGAAAGGAUCCGGGCAAGUGAUGAGGAAUUAAAGAUGGGUCUGCAAUCCAUUUCAGCAGUAGAAAUUGAUGGAUACUGGCGGAUUUUGGAUGACAGUUAUAUGCACGCCAUCCUAAGCAUGCUUUUGCACAAUGUGAUAUUGAACAAUUGGUCUAUCAAUGCACUUGAUGAGGAUGAAGUUCUGGGCAUGCUGGAAGCAGAUGGAUUUCCUAGAAAUAUUGCAAAGCAUUGCUUGCAAGCCUAUGGCAGUAAGGUGGAUGACGAGGGUGUUUGUGUAAGUCAUCUGUGGAAAUUGGACGAGAGGUGUGUUUGUGUGUGCCUAGCAAGAGAAAUCCUGAAAGGAGGGAAGAUGAAACUUGAAAUCUUUAUGGAGAAGUGGACGCGGAAGCUUCCUGAUGGGAUGUGUGCUAGUUUUGAGAUGUUGGAAGGUGAAAUUCUAACAGAAAAGCUAGGAAUUGAAACUUGGUUGUAUCCUUUCAGUGUGUCUUCUCUCCCUUCGACUCCCGCAGAGCGGUUUUCCAUACUGUUUCAGCAGCGGCUCAAGUGGGAGUGGAAGGAUCUGCAGCCAUAUGUUCGGGAUCUAAAGGUGCCAGGCCUUACUUCAGAGGCUUUACUCCUCAAAUAUACUAGAAGAAGUCAGCCUACUGCUGAGGCAGAGCCUGUUUUCAGUGCUAGAUAAUACACCUUUUUACGGCGUUUACGUUUUCAGGUCGAAAGUUGAGUCUAGGAUUAAAAAUUUUAGCAAGCAGACACUCUUCUUCACCUGGUAUGCUCUAACUCAGCCGUAAAUUGUGUGGGGAAAUAAAGACUUUACGUGGGUUUGAUCCAAGUGAAAUAUGGAAACUUCGUUAGAAACUUAAGAGGUGGUGAUGAAGCAGUGAACAUUUAGCCACUUCUUUCAACUAAAAAUGUGGCCGACACACUCAUUUACUCAACUGUUUGUUGAAAAAUCAUGUAUUGCAAGUAGUAUCUUAAAAUAGUGUCCCACAAAUGCAUUACUCCUACUACUAUUGUAUUCACUUGUUGUCUGCCAUGAGCUGUGAGCGGGUCAAGGAUAUGUCUAAAUCAGCAAUCACAUCUAUUAAUUCCUUGGUACAUUUUACUUUUC